AUUCCGGCCAACACAAAAUACGAUGUGCUUUGGAUGAUGUUGUUGUUGGGAAUGGAGGGAUUGUUGUGUUUAUUUCUUGGCUGUUUGUCGAGAGAAAGUGUUGUUUGAGAAUUUGAAGUUAUUCAUUUAAAAAAUGCCACGACGGAAAAGGAGACAAAAACGCAAAGCUGGUAAAGAUAAAGAUAAAGACAAAGAUAAAGAGGAGGCAAAUUUUGCGGAUGAUGAGAAAGCGGAUUACUUUGGGGACGUAGAUGCAGAGGUGGAUGAGGAUACGAGGGGACCUGACUGCGCACGGUUCAGUGAAGAACUGAAGAAAAAGUUAGCUAAAAGGAGACGACUGAAAGAGUUGAAGAAGGUGUUCAAAGCUUCUAAAAGGUUAGAGGCGAAAGAUCACGGGACCGAUGUUUGGUAUCCGGCAAAAAUCGUAGAAUUUGACGAUUCGGAGAAUGAGGUUCUCAUACACUUUGAGAAUUGGUCGCAAAGGUAUGAUGAAUGGAUCCUCAUUGACAGCCCAAGGCUUAGGCUGCUAGCAGAGGAGCCAGUUCAACCAGUACAAACUAAACCAACGAAACCAUUUAGAGUUGGUGAAAAGGUAAUGGCAACAUGGAGUGACAGCCGCAAGUACCCAGCAGAAAUCAAAGCUAUUGUAUCAAAGGGUGUAUAUAGAGUGCUGUUUUAUGACGGCUUUGUAAAAGAAAUAAAGGGACAUCGAAUAACUAAACUUGCGGAAACCAAUUCUCAGCAGUUACGUGUCAAACAUCAUGCACGUGCCAGUAAUUCUAAAAGUAAGUCGGCACCACAGCGCUCAAAUACUUCCCGGACAAAUCUCGAACCAAAAUACUCAAAAGAGGAGCGUCGUCUUCGGAUGAGGAAGUUAAAUAUUGCCGAGCUUUUCCAAACAAAUAGACGUCGAAGACGCAGAAAAGGAGGUAAUUCUGAUGACACUGAUACCGACAGUGAUGCCCAGAUUCAAUCUAGACAGAAAAGCAGUAAGCUCACUGUGUCUGAUUCUGAAAACAGUGGUUUAGAGUAUAACAGUAAGUCACCAUGGGAGUCAAGAUUACUUGAUAAUGAUUCAGAUACGUGUGAUCGUGUGGAAACUGAACAUAGAAGACAAAGGACAUCCUCGAGCCCUUUUGGGGUCAGUGAUAUUGAAACAAGGUCUAUGACGCGAAGGAUGUCCUCUAGCUCCUUAGGGGAAAGUGACGUCGAAAACAGAGCCAGAACACGAAGAAUGUCUUCGAGUCCCUUUCAACGUGGUAACACCAAAACAAAAAUUAGAAGACAGAGGAUGUCCUCGAGCCCUCUCGGCGCCAGUGAUAUUGAAACAAGGUCAAUGACUCGAAGGAUGUCCUUAAGCUCCUUCGGGGGAAGUGACAUUGAAAAUAAAAUUACGACACGGAGCCCAUUUGUGAGCAGCGAUGACACGAGAACAACACAAAAGACAUCCUCGUGCCACUUGGAGGGGAGUGAUAUUGAGGCUAGAACUGGAAGAGGAAGGACAUCCACUAGCCAAUUAGGUGGAAGUGACGACGAAACUAGAGUUAGGACACGAAGGGCAUCUUUGAGCCCUUGUGGGGGCAGUGACAGGGAAACAAGGUCAAUGACACGGAGGACAUCCUUGAGCCCCUAUGGGGUCAGCGACAGGGAAACUCGGUCUACGACACGAAGAACCUCCUCGAGCCCCUGUGUGGGCAGUGAUGUAGAGACUAUAAUUAAUACACAAAGGAAAUCCUCAAGCCCUACUAGGAGUAGGAGACAGGCACGGACACGGACACGAAAAUGGACAGCCUUGUCCCCUUUGGGUUACCGCGAUGUGGAACCUAGAACUAGAUCUAGGACACAAAGUCCCUUUGGUGAUAGUGACAUUGUACGUAGAGCUAGAUCUGCAAGCCACAUGGAAUCUGAGACCUCAGAGUCUGAUAUUGAUCUAAUGAAGAACUACCGGAAGUGUGUGAGUGAAGGAGAGAUUGACAGUGUGCAAAGUCAACCAGUACCUAAGCGUAGGCGCAGACGAAGAAAGCCGUGGGGGAAAAUUCCGAGAAGGAAGGAAAGAGCUGAAUCCUCUACAGACCUGAGUAGCUGCUCGGACCAUUCUGCUGCUGAGUCAGAAAUAGGACCAACAUUACGGGUGAAAGAUUGGGCUGGCACUACACAGUCUGUGGCCGAAAAGAAUGUAUCAGAUGAAAUAACCAGUGACCUGGUAACAGUCUGUAUCAGAAGUGAGAAACUGCCUCCAGGAUGGUCAAAAUAUGCUGUGCAGAGGAAACCUGGCUAUAAUGACAAGUGGAAUGUAUACUAUGUAAGCCCUGAUGGUCAGAAAUUACUGAAAAAAAUAGAUUUACUCCACUACAAGUCUCAUUUCCCUGUGCCUGAAUAUGAGUUUUCAUUCAGACCAAAGGACCAUAGUGAACUUAUUGAGGAUUUCCGAUUUAGAAGUGUAAAUGAACCGCAAGUCAGAGCCGAGUUGGUAUCAGCGACUCAAGGAACUUCUUUAACUGAGAAAGUGCUGCCAAAGACACUUAAGACUUUACUUCCAAAAAAACAGACAAAUGAAGAGUCCAUGCCAUCUCCAGCUGGUGCUGUUCUGAAUGUCACACCGAAAAGUGUGAAAGGAGCAGAAAAUGCAGAAAAAAUUGUUAAUGGGACAAUGGUUAUUGGCCAUCUCAAAAUCUUCAUAAAAGAUUCACAGUAUUGUUGUCCAGAAACUAAAUGUCAGAAGCGAUAUCGGAAACAGAAAUCUUUUAUGCUGCAUGUCCAGCACAAUCAUCCAGACUGCUACAGAUUAUCUGAUACUCGAAAUACUGAUGGCCCAGCACAUGAUGAAAUUGGAGAAAGCAUAAGUUCUCAAACUACAGCAAAUUUUGAAGUAGCAGCAAAUGAUAAAUUGAACUCUGAAGAGUUGUUAGAGAGAACCACACCCAGGAAAGAGACAUUUGAAAAGAAGGCAACUGGGACAAGAAAUUUUAUGUUCACAAUGAACUUCACUCCCAUUGUGGAAGAGGAGGAAGAACAGGAAGAGGUAGGGAUAAAAGAUAGUAUUGAAAGAAAUAGAAAAGCUCAAAAAGAGUAUCAGAACAGAAAACGGGAGUCAGAGAAAGAUUUUGUAAAGCAAGGACCAUCACAGUUAAGUCUUGAAGAGCUGGCAGAGAUACCUCUUCCAGAGCCAACAGAGCUACCUGAUAGAGAUGCAAAUGAGUUGCCUUGUCAUCAUCAGAAGCUCAUUCAGCAGCCAGAACCUAUUGAGGAACUGGUACAAAAUGUUGAGUUUGAGGGUAACCAGAAAGCACACUUGGAAAAGGAAUCUAGCCAGGACAUUGAGAUGGUGUCUGACCAAGAAAUGGAACUCUCCCAGAACCGAGAUAUGAAAUCUAGCCAGGCGGUGGAACUCUCCCAACAGAAGUCUGGCCAGGAGACAGAACUGUCCCGAGACAUAGAUAUUAAGCCUGACCAGGAGAUGGAACUGUGUCAAAACCGAGUUGUGGAAUAUGAUCAGGAAAUGGAACUUUGUCAACCCCAAGACCUAAAUCCUGGCCAGGAGAUAGGUCUUUGCCAAAGCCAAAAUGUGGAGUCCGAUCAGGAAAUGGAGCUGGGCUCAGAACAUGACUCAGAGUCAGGGCCAGAAUCUGAGCACAACACACUGCAGUUGUGUGAGCUGGAAACUGGCAGAAAGCAUGGCCAUCAGCAGGAGUGUGAAACUGAAGCAAGCUGGGAGCCAGAGCUUGAAGAAGCAGAAGAGUCUGAACCUGAAUCCACAUCUGAGCUGGAGCCAGAGCUAGAUCCAAAUCAUUGUACUGAUUCAUGUACUACUGUGAAUGAUGAGUUUAGUGAAAGCGCUCAAGGGGAUAGUUCACAGGAUGGAGCAAACAGUUCCAGUCCAACAGUGAAAACCCUCCUCCCUAUAAUAAGAUUACAGAAGUUGGAAGAGGACAAGCAGUUGGGUAAUCUGCCAAUUGUUCAAAAAGUGCUGCUGGAGCAGCAGCGGCAACAUAAUGAGGCAGGAGACGACUCGGACGAAGAGACUGGUUGUGAAACAGAAAAGAGGGUGCAACAGACACAUGGUAAAUCAUCACAUCUAAAGAGGUUGUUGGAUUGCAGAUUAGCACACGCGAAGAAAAGGAAACUAGGCAUUAAAUACACGAGGAAAUCCUCUCUGGAAGAAUGCACUAGGCUAAGCAUUAUUGUUGAGAGUGAAGACUCCUUGGAGCCUAAUCCUGAACCAGUUUCUGAACAACACCAGAGAAGCCCAGUUGUCCAUCUCGAGAAAAUAACAUCCUCUGUGGACAGUAAUGAAUCUGGGCUUGAUGAAAGAUCGCAGAUGUCCUCUACGUCGGAUACCCAGCAGAGCAAGGAAUCAAGUGUCCGUGAAGAUAUAAUAAAUUGCUCCUGUGGGUCCCAAGAGGAGCAUGGAUUGAUGGUCCAGUGUGAUAUAUGUCUGUGCUGGCAGCAUGGUUUCUGCAAUAGUAUUCAAGUGGAAUUAGAUGUACCAGAAAAAUAUGUUUGUACAUUUUGCCUCAACCCGCCAUUGGAGAGGCAAGCAAAGAAGUAUAGCCAUUCUCAGGACUGGCUCCUCAGUGGAACAUUAUCAAGAUUAUCAGUAGCCUCCAGUGAUAAACAAGAACAGGAGGAAUAUGCAGAACUGUUAAAGACCUCUCAUGAAUUACUGUCUGCUUUGAUUCGUCUGAAGAAGGCUGUUUGGGCAACUCGCGUAAAAGCUGAAUCAUUGUGCCGUCAGGAUCACCCGAAGAUGUACCAAUGGAAUGAAAAAUGGGAUUGUUAUACUGAAGUUGCAACAGAUGAGGACAAUGAUGCUAAUGAAAAAAGUGAUGAUACAAUAGUUAAUGAAGAUGACAAUGCCAUUGAUGAGAGACCAGUCCUGCUAGUUAAAGAAGAUAAUGAAGAUAUUAUGAUUGAUCCAAAGGAAGAAGGAGAAUAUGAAGGAGGAGAAGACGAAUUAGCAGAAGAUGGAAUAUCAGAAGAUGAAAUAUCAGAAGACGGAAUAUCAGAGGACGGAUUAGGAGAGGACGGAGUAGAAGAGGAAGGAGUAGGAGAGGACGGUGUAGGAGAGGACGGUGUAGAGGAGGAAGGAGUAGGAGAGGACGGAGUAGUAGAGGACGGUGUAGGAGAGGACGGAUUAGGAGAGGACGGUGUAGGAGAGGACAGUGUAGAAGAGGACGACAUAGGAGAGGACGGCGUAGUAGGAGAGGACGGCGUAGUAGGAGAGGACGGCAUAGUAGGAGAGGACGGCGUAGUUGGAGAGGACGGCGUAGUUGGGGAGGACGGCGUAGUUGGAGAGGACGGCGUAGUUGGAGAGGACGGCGUAGUUGGAGAGGACGGCGUAGUUGGAGAGGACGGCGUAGUUGGAGAGGACGGCGUAGUUGGAGAGGACGGCGUAGUUGGAGAGGACAGAGCAGUAGAAGAUGGAGGAGGGGAAAAUACAGAAGGAAAAAAUGGAGUAUUAAAUGAUGUGCUUGCAAGUUUAUCGAGUUGCUCUAGUACCGAGUCAUUGAACAGUCUUCCUCUUGCAUUGAAAACAGUGACAGAUGUACAGGCAGAAGACAAUUGUGGGCGUCAGGAGACUGAUAGAAUUUUGGAAGCAGGCUCAGCAACAGAAUGUAUUGUACCAGAAGACAUAAAUACAGAACAAGAUUCUUUAAUAAGCACGGAUGCCAGUUUUAUGACUGCAGAAAGUAGUUUUCAGGCUCAGGAAUUAAGUUUUCUGAGUCCUGAUGUUCCUACCAUGCAUGCAGGUGCCAAUUCUCUGGUAGCAGUGGAAAAACGUGUCCUUCAUGAAGAUUAUGAGGUCCUCAGCCAGACAGUGCAGGACUUCUUAUCUGAAGAAGAGGAGCCACUUUUGAGUGAUGGCAAGAGUGAAAAUGUGGGACUAAAAAGUCUGUGUGAAACAUGUGGUGAAAAUAAAGAUCUUUCAGAAAAUUGUAGCCAUUCGGCUGAAAAAUGCAAUCCAGACAGGGAAGAAUGUUCAGUGUCAGAAGAUUUGAAACAGGUUGAUAAAGCCAAAACACAUGACAAAAGCUCUGCUGGUCUGAUUAAAAAAACAGAAGAUAAAAAAUGUACUGCCAUCAGUAGUCUUGAUAUGGGCAAUAAUUGCACUCUGCUAGAAACAGAGACUAAAUCUACCUCUGUUAGCAGACCGUUGACAUUGGUAGAACAGAAAAUGGGCACAAGUGUCCAAAUAGGAGUGGAUGAAUGCAGUACAGCUCAGCAAGUACUGAGUAGUGAACGUGGAAUGAGAGUGAGAACAAUAAAAACUGACCCCAAAAUAACUGUACAGUUGGUAGAGAAUGUACCUGGUGUUUCUAUGGAAACAGAAAAAGGAAAAUCUGUUGUGGUGUUGCAGGCAAGAAAUGACAAACCAACAUUGCAGAAUAAAUGGAGUGACAUUGAUGAACCAGUGCAGUCAGAUAGGAAUGAAUCCGAUGCAGCUUUUCAUGUGGGAAGAAGUGAGUGUGCAAAGAAGAAACAUGAUAGUCUUGUGCAUGCAAUGAAAGAUAUACAUGAUGGGACAAUGCAGGUAGUAAGGAAUAAAGCUGGUGUUCAGAUUCGUAAGACCCAACUUAACGUGACUGCGAAAGAAAUAAAGGAGCAGGGUGUUACAAAGUCCGUACCACAGAGAAAAUUUGAAACAACUCAACAGAGUAUAAAGAAUCACAAUGAUGGAACUACAGAUACGCUUCUUAAAGACAAGGCAUCUUGUGAAAACACUUUGUUGAGAGAAGGUUCUCACAAUACGAAAAAAAGUGCUAAUACAGGUUCUGAAUCACAAUGCAGAGAGCAGGAUUCUUACACCAGUAUCAAUACUGACUUGUCUGGAUUGAACAAUGUUCAAACAGAAAUUGUAAAUGAAAAUGUGGAUGAUGCAGGAAAUGACUCACCAGAUUCUUUUGAUCGUAUAUUAAAUGCAUUAAAAACUGGAUCAGAAUCAGUUUCGUGCCAAGAAAAUUUAAGUAGCGAUCCAGAUUUCGAAUCGGAAUUGGCCAUGCUGGAAGAGACAGUUCACAGCAUAGAGUCUGACAGUUGUGGUCCCUCCGGACUGGAGCUAGUGCGGAACAAUAGUAACCCAUUAGGACCUCUUCCACAUCUAGCUUCUCCGAGAGGAAAUAAAGUGUCUGUAAAUAAUUACGGUACUGUACAAUAUGAAGCAGUUAUGGAUAAUGCUAGAGAUGCAAUUGUUUCAAAUAUUUUGAGUCGGACUGAUGAUCAGUGUAUUAAAGAAAUGAACCCAGUGAAUAUAAAUGCAGCUCCCGUAAUCUUUGAGGAUUUGGUUUUACGAGACGUAGAGCCUGUCCAUGACAGAGUAAAAUCGUCUGAAACGUCCGACUUGCAGCUGCCAAUGGAUGCUGCUCAGAUACUGCAGUUGGCAGAUAGCAUGGAAGAGAGCCUCUGCAGUUCAGAUUCAGAACGUCAUCAGCAUGUCCCAGCGACAGGACCACAACCUGAGGCACUAAUUGAAACAGACGUGUGUCGUAAAAAUCUUGCAUAUCACAUUGCUGAGGAGCACAAAAAACUUAUGCAAGUGCUUGAUGCUGCUGAAGAGCAAGUGAAAGACCUAGAAUCUAAAUGUAUGGAUGAAAGUGAGAAGAUGAAACCUACAGAUAUUCAACGGCGUAUGAAGAAAAUUAUAAAAAUACUUAAUCUUGUUAAUGGUCUGACGAAACAAGACAGUGUGCAGUCAACAAAAAAUAUCUCAGACUCUAAAUAACAUUUUAUUUUAAAUAACAUUCUUGAGUUAGGAAUGAUUAUUCAUAUGCUCAGGGACCUGCAGAACAUAUUUCAUGAUUCUGCCUUAUUGUACAUUCUGUAAUUUCGUACCAUACUAUAGGAUAUUCAUUUUUGUAAAUACAUUAAACUUACCUUUAUUUAUUUUGUUAUAUUUUAAUUUCAUUUGUGAAUUAAUAUAUAUUAUUGUUUUUCCUCUGUAGAAGAUUAGAUUUCCAAAUAGUUGGGAGAAAAUACUUUAAUGAAGAAUGAUACCAAAUUUGUGUUACUUAUACUUUCAGUGCAAUGACUACAGUGUUAUUUUGGUAGACAAUGAGUGUUCUAAGUGUAAAUGUAAAUCUGUAUUUUCAGCUGAAAAUUAGCUUGCUUGAUACAUGUUAGACUACAUUAGCAAACCAUUAAACCUUGACUGAAA
Schistocerca cancellata (South American locust) is the source of this 8152-nucleotide messenger RNA. RefSeq lists its product as uncharacterized. Gene Ontology annotation, molecular function: DNA binding. Bases 134 to 7720 code for a protein of 2528 amino acids. Lineage: Eukaryota; Metazoa; Arthropoda; Insecta; Orthoptera; Acrididae. Gene Ontology annotation, biological process: regulation of transcription by RNA polymerase II. Gene Ontology annotation, cellular component: NSL complex. The record is from RefSeq and is a predicted model, not a curated record. The transcript is spliced from 23 exons.